AUGGCCGCACCAAAGUUUGAGGGAUGGCUGGGCAAGGACGAGGAGUCGGUCCAGGGCAAGAUGGAAUGGGGCGCGUUCGAGCCCAAGAAGUGGACUGAGGACGACGUCGACAUUGAGAUCUCCCACUGCGGUGUCUGCGGCUCCGACUUGCACACGCUCAAGUCCGGCUGGGGGUCAACCCCUUAUCCUUGCGUCGUGGGCCAUGAGAUUGUCGGCACCGCUGUCCGUGUUGGCAAGAACGUCUCGCACAUCAAGCCAGGUGACCGCGUGGGCGUGGGCGCUCAGGCCCGUUCGUGCCUGAGGUCGGACUGCCCUGACUGCAGCAGCAACCAUGAGAGCUACUGCGCCAACGAGAUGCUCGCCACCUAUGGCUCCGUCUACCCCAACGACGAAGGCAAGACGUACGGUGGCUAUGCGGAUUACAACAGGACCAACGGCCACUUCGUGGUCCCAAUCCCAGACGGCCUCGACAGCGCAGACGCAGCCCCGAUGCUGUGUGGCGGCGUCACGGUGUACAGUCCGCUCAAGAAGAACGGCUGCGGGCCGGGCAAGACGGUGGGCGUGGUGGGCGUUGGCGGGCUGGGCCACUUUGCAGUCCUGUUCGCCAAGGCCUUGGGCGCGGACAAGGUCGUCGGCAUCAGCCGGAAGUCGGACAAGAGGGACGACGUGCUGAAGCUCGGGGCUGACGCCUACAUCGCCACGGCCGAGGACAAGGGCUGGGAGACCAAGAACAAGCGCACACUCGACCUGAUCAUCUCGACGGUGUCGAGCGCCAACAUGCCCCUGACUGACUACCUGGGCCUCCUCAAGACGAGGGGAACCCUGAUCCAGGUCGGUGCUCCCGACGGCGGCAACCUCCCUCCCAUCAACGCGUUCACCCUCCUCGGUAGCGGCAUCAAGAUCGGCGGUAGCGGGAUCGGCAGCCCCAACGACGAGAUCCCAGAGAUGCUCAAGCUUGCGGCGGAGAAGAAGAUCAAGCCCUGGGUCCAGGCCAGGCCGCUCAAGGAGGCGAACCAGGUGGUUGUCGACAUGGAGGAGGGCAAGGCGAGGUACAGGUACGUGCUGGUCAACGAGAACUAUGGCAAGCACUGA
This is a messenger RNA of Diaporthe citri, 1092 nucleotides long. RefSeq lists its product as uncharacterized. Bases 1 to 1092 code for a protein of 363 amino acids. Gene Ontology annotation, molecular function: alcohol dehydrogenase (NADP+) activity; zinc ion binding. The transcript is spliced from 2 exons. The record is from RefSeq and is a predicted model, not a curated record. Gene Ontology annotation, biological process: alcohol metabolic process. Lineage: Eukaryota; Fungi; Ascomycota; Sordariomycetes; Diaporthales; Diaporthaceae.